Messenger RNA from Rhodamnia argentea, 1008 nucleotides. RefSeq lists its product as uncharacterized. Gene Ontology annotation, molecular function: ubiquitin binding; polyubiquitin modification-dependent protein binding; proteasome binding. Gene Ontology annotation, cellular component: cytosol; nucleoplasm. The transcript has a single exon. The record is from RefSeq and is a predicted model, not a curated record. Gene Ontology annotation, biological process: proteasome-mediated ubiquitin-dependent protein catabolic process. NCBI's taxonomy places the organism in Eukaryota, Viridiplantae, Streptophyta, Magnoliopsida, Myrtales, Myrtaceae. Bases 32 to 826 code for a protein of 264 amino acids.
CUCGUCGCUCCCAAAACAAGUGGGGCUUUCGAUGAACGAAGGUCUGUCGCUGGAGCUUGCCGCCACAAUGAGGGUGAUCAUUGUCAUGUCGGGGUGCGAACUGGCAACCGAAAUCACCCGCCAAGAGACCGUCCUGGAAAUCAAGCAGAGACUAGAACGGCUUCUCGGUUUCCCGACAUUCUCACAAUCUCUAGCCGUGUAUGGCUUGGAAUUAGUAGACGGCCUUGACAUGGAUGACUACCCUUGCAUCACUGAAGGCACCAAAAUCCACCUCACCGUCGAAGCCGCCAAUCAUCCUCCGUCUAACGGCUACAGCAAAAUGCGGGUCAUCGUGAAGUUCCCCACAAGGAAAAUCGACGUGGAAGUCGAUCAGACCGAGACGGUCCACAGCCUCAAGGAGAAGAUACACAUCCUGGAGGGCACUCCGAUCCCCAGGAUGUCACUCUUCUCCUCCGGGAGAGAACUCGAGGACGAUUUCUGGUCCCUGACCGAGUACGGUGUCAGGGAGUCCUCGGAAAUAGUCGUCUUCCUAAAGAACCUCAGCAAGCAGAGGCAUUUGCCCCCUAGUAGGAGGCUCAGCAUAGUGGUUCAGACUUCGUCGAGUCUGCUCAAUGCGGCCGCAAUUCCUCUGGAAAUGAAGGACUCAUGCACCGUGAGCGACCUGAGACAGGUAUUGCUGAGCCGCGAAAUUCUUCCAGCAGACGACUACAUCUUCGUACACAAACAGAGGCUGAUGCGCGGCGAUUGCAGCCUGCGUUGGCACGGCGUGGAGGACGGCGAGACGCUCUACGUGUUCAGAGGCACCGUGAUGCGCGGUUCCUUCUGAGCCCUGGCAACCGAGAAGUUCCUAUCCUUUAGAGGUCUACCAAAAACCGAAUCAACAGUAGUAUUCAUCUAGUUAGGAGUAUCAAUAGUCAAAGUAAGUUGUUCUGUGUGCAUUGAUAUAGCCAUUAUGCGUCGGUUUUCUGUUUUCUUUUACAUGUUAGCACUGCCCUUCUUUUAGGGUCA